Messenger RNA from Penaeus chinensis, 4099 nucleotides. RefSeq names its product synaptotagmin-14-like (gene Syt14). The record is from RefSeq and is a predicted model, not a curated record. Bases 1 to 2133 code for a protein of 710 amino acids. NCBI's taxonomy places the organism in Eukaryota, Metazoa, Arthropoda, Malacostraca, Decapoda, Penaeidae. The transcript has 12 exons.
AUGCCGUCGGUUUACAUCCAAAGCAGGGACUUCCUGUACGGGCGAGAGGCUCUGAAUGUUCAGCUGAUUGUUCAAAGCAGGGGCGGAAAGCAGAGAGGCACUGAGCCAACAGGCACGCACCAUAGACGACUAACGAGUCCCAGCGACGAGGCGGAAGUUUAUAGGGAUAAACAUACUGCUUACAAUCCCUGGUUCGCUAACAGCACUCGUCCUUGUUGGGAGAAUUAUGUUGCCAUGCGAAAUACAGCAACUAAGGAGGCUAAAUCUAAAUAUAAUAUUCAUUUGAAUGGAGUUCUCUCAGAAGCAUCACAGCCUCAUAAGAGGUGGUCAGCCCUUAAAGCAUCUCUGUUGAGUCCUCCUUUAGUGAAACCUGAUGGUAGUGUUGCAUAUAGUCCGAUUGAGUAUCUGCUAUCAGAAUUAGAUGAAUAUGGGGGAGUAGACCCUAAUGUGCCGGUGGAGGCAACAGCGUUCCUCGGGGCGGUGGCAGCCUUCGUUGUGUUUCUCUUCGUGCUGUUUCUUUACCUGAACAAGAAACUUUGCUUCUACACUGUGGGCGGCUUUCCUUGUUGCGACGACCCGCUCACCAAGACCGAUAAGCUCAAGGAACUCGGCGCGGCUUACAACUAUGGCGAGGGCGAGAGUUCUAGUGACUCCGAGGAGGAAGUGAACAGCCGACUCUCCACCUCGAAAAGCUUCCCCUCGGCCCUGCGAGACAACUACUACCACUCCAACCACGCGCCCAACCACAAUCAUGCCACCCAUCACAACCACGCCCACCACAACCAUGCCAACCACGCUCCCGCCUACCACACCUACGGCCACCACUACGGGCACCACAACUACCACCAGCUGGGCCCCACCAGGUCCUCCCUGCAGUACUCGGCGGGGGAGGAACCUGGGCAGCAGAGCAAGACGCGGGACUCAGGCCGCGCCGACGCCUGCCCCUGCGACACGACCAGCGACCUCAUCUCUCUCGCGGAGAAGGGCCGAGCGGGCGUGGCUGGGGAGGAAGAGCAAGUAGGCGUGGGCGUGGUCGUGUCCUCUUCGUCAGCCUCGUCCUCCGGCUCGACGACCAGCGGCGACGAUGACCUCCUGACACACAGGGCGCUGAGACACCGCGACCCCCGCGCCUACCGGCAGAUGUCCCCCAACCGGUCCCCGUACGACGGCACUUACCACCAGGAAUGCCAUGAGGACGGCACGGUAGGAGAGGCGCUCCUGGUACGCUGCGGAUCUAUCGAAGCAGGAUUUGCCUACGACCUCCCCACCAAGACACUAACGGUGCACAUCCUACAAGCUAAGGAUGUGCCAAGCAAGGAGCGAGGAGGAGCUGCCAACACUCAGGUCCGGAUACUGCUCUUGCCAGGUCGUAAACAAAAGCACAAGACUCGAAUUCGACCCGGGGAAAACCCGCAAUUCAACGAAGCUUUCGUGUUCACCAAAGUUAACCCAGAGGACGUGCAGCAGCUAGGGGUUCGGCUGCGACUUUACGGAUGUGAACGAAUGCGACGCGAGAAGAUGGUCGGCGAAGUCAUUGUUCCGUUUGCCAACAUCAACCUCACUCUCGGCAACACGUUUUGGCUCACGCUCGAACCUCGGGCAAACCUCGCUCAGCGCUCCGAUAGCAGAACGGAAGUUUGCAGCCUCACGAGGAGCGACUCUACAGGCUCCACCCACUCGGUCCACAGCGGCGUCCCGGAGCUCCUGGUGGGCCUCACCUACAACGGCACGACGGGGAGGCUGGCGGUCGAGGUCAUCAAGGGGUCGCAUUUCAGGCACGGUGAUGAUUUCAGGAACAUGGCGAACACCCGAGCUCCAGACACAUACGUGAAGCUGGUGCUCAUGUCAUCCAGCGGUCAGGAGAUCGCCCACAGCAAAACGUCGGUGCGGCGGGGACAGCCUAACCCACUGUUCAAGGAGACAUUCAUGUUUCAGGUGGCGCUGUUCCAGCUACCUGACGUAACGCUCAUGGUGUCUGUGUACACGAAGAGGAGUAUGAAGAGGAAGGACAUGAUUGGCUGGUUCGCUCUGGGCCUCAACAGCUCGGGAGAAGAGGAACUAGCUCACUGGAACCAAAUGCGAGACUCGAAAGGAGAGCAAGUCUGUCGCUGGCACGUUCUUAUCGAAUCCUAAGACGCUCUCUCUCGAUAGAGAUUCCCCUGCCUUUUAGCUUCGACUGUAUGAGGAGGGAGCUUCCUCCUUGAAGGCGUCAUCAUUUGACUUGGAUACGCCAGGAGGUUUUCACUGAAAUAUGCUGAAGAGUUUUUGAGUCUACCUUUCUCUAGGCCGUGCAAAAGGGGCGCUAAAUUGUUUAAUGCACUAUUCACCUCCCUCCCUCUGCGGAGGGAAGGCCUACUUUGGUUUCGGCCGUACCUUGAGUCUUUCCCUUGUUCUUUGUCACAUUUUGGGUCUCAGGUUCUCCCUGACUCUUGGCCUCUUGAGUCUGGGUUCACAUUCGACCAUACAUCCCUUUGCUGGGGUCGCCGACCUUGCAAAUGGAAUGUGUUAACGCAUCAUCUCCAGAGUUAAACAUAGCAUUGCAAUCUGCCUCACAAUGUCAUUAGCUUGUAUUUAUUUGGUUACUGUUUCCAGCCCUUUCUUAAAGAGUAUAUAGUGGUUCAAAAGAACAAUAAAUAGAUAUCAUCUUGAGACAUGUGAUAUUUUGUCUUGAGUGUGAAAUCUUUAUAUAAAAUUAUUCGUAAUAAUGAUUAAAAAGAUACCUGGUACAUUCCCAAAACAAUGGCUUUAAUCUGUGAUUUCUCAGAGUAUAUAUAUAAUAUUUAUUGAUCAAAAAUACUGUAGACACUAUGAAGACGGAGCUGGUCUCCCACACUGUAUCGUCCCUGUACUGUACCUUGUCGUUACUCUUUAUAUUCACAAUCCCUCCCUGCUUAGCUAGAAAUACGAACUCUGACGUCACAACGAGCAUAAGAAACCGUGAUUGGCUGCUUCAAGUGGAGGCUCGUGUCCACUCACUCACGAUCGAACGCUUCUGUGCUGAUUUCAGAAACGGCAAAUAUUACUCGCAUUUCACACUAAUACAAAAUAUUGCCAAACUGCAAAUCCUCUUUGAAACCAAUGCCUUUUGGGGGAAAAUGCAUGUAGAGUCCUUAGUACAUCGUUUUCUUUUUCAUCUCCAUGGUCCUUCCUGUGGGUUAGUUUUCUUCACAUUUCUGUUUUGGAGCAGUUCACUUGGCUUGGUUCACACGUGUUAGGUUUAUGUCUUCCUGGUUAAAAGAUGUAGGUCUUUAACUUUGAGAACUAUAUUAUCAUGUUUCAAGAAUUCAUCCAGCAUGUAACUUAGAAACUUUUAUAUGUAAUGUGGAUGUUUUUGUAUAUUUAUUUGUUCAAGAACCAAAAAAAUCAGCAGCAGCAGCAACGUAUGUGUAUAACUUUUUUAAUCCAUCUCGCAGACAGAUCAGUAUAGGUGACAUAGUUUGUAAAAGUGUCUCCAUGUGUUCCAGGAGUGAAGCACAAGAACAAAAGAAAAAAGUUACUGGUUGUAGUACUCUUUAGUCUGUCAAUCAGUGUCGAAUUCGACUCUGUAAUAAAAGAAUAAAUGACUUUCGCGAGAAAAGCUGAAUUUCGACAUUAGCUAUAGAGAGGUAAAGAGUUUUGAACUAUUGUAUGCAUUGUGUUUUAACCCCCUUGAAUAUAUUACACCCUGUAAACCUCCCUGCAAGAGUCGAUAGAUGACAGAAAUCUCCCACUGCUUAAAAUCACGUAUCACUGCAUUCUUAAUGUCACACACAUAUUGUGCAACAUUUUGGCCCAUUGCGAUAUAUCUCAAGAGACUUGGCUGCACCUGUAUAACAAUAUUAUAGCACCAAAAUAAUGACAAUCAGACAUUUACAGCAACUUUUCCAAAUUUACCAAUCGGGAUAGCAGUUUUCCUGAACAUGUUUUAAACUCGUUGGUUUGAAGGAGAAAAAGAUAUAAAUAUGUAAAUAUUAGUAUACUUGGACCCCUCUGGAGGUACCUUAAGCAUAUUCUGUAAGACGAGGAAGACGCCUCAGAAAACUAAGAUCCUUAAUAAGAGUCCAACUGCGAUUUGCGUCCUUUUUUCAAAUAAAACAAAAACAUAAAAAAAAAAAAAAAA